Molecule: messenger RNA, 659 nt
Organism: Gymnogyps californianus (California condor)
Lineage: Eukaryota; Metazoa; Chordata; Aves; Accipitriformes; Cathartidae
Product: 60S ribosomal protein L37
Exons: 4
Coding region: 33-326 (97 amino acids)
Biological process (GO): translation
Cellular component (GO): ribosome; cytosolic large ribosomal subunit
Molecular function (GO): structural constituent of ribosome; RNA binding
Source: RefSeq, a predicted model, not a curated record
CCUGGCCUCUUUGGUGCUGAUGCCCGGAGAAGAUGACGAAGGGUACAUCGUCAUUUGGUAAGCGACGAAAUAAGACUCACACCUUGUGUCGUCGAUGUGGGUCCAAGGCAUACCAUCUGCAGAAAUCUACCUGUGGGAAAUGUGGUUACCCUGCGAAGCGUAAGAGAAAGUAUAAUUGGAGUGCAAAGGCUAAAAGACGUAACACCACUGGUACUGGUCGCAUGAGGCACCUGAAAAGGGUCUACCGUCGAUUCAGGAAUGGAUUCCGUGAGGGAACCACACCAAAGCCCAAGAGAGCAGCUGUUGCAGCCUCCAGUUCAUCGUAAAGACUCAUCUAUUUGUUAAAAUAAAUGGUCUUAUCCAGAAAAUGUCACCUUUUAUACAUGUUUUACUUCAGUGAAAUAUGGGAUUCCUGAAAAUACAUAUAUUUACACACAAAUUCUUGAUGGUAUGCACUGAAGCAAUUCAUUAAAAAUAAUCCUUUAAUUGACUUUUCAUUUGAUAGUACCUCCACCUUGAAAAGGACCAUUAUCUCUGUGCUGAACUUAAAAAGAGGCUUGUAUGUGUUACUCAAAAGAACUCACCUGCAAGAGAAAUGGAAUAUCAGCACUGGACUGAGUUUCAUUGUGCCCUAGCAUGGAAAGUCAGAAUUUAUCUCA